AUGGCCGCUUCAUCGGGACCCACCCUGCGAAACGCCGCCCUUGCUGUUCCAUCAUCAUCUGCCGCCGCCCCAGCCUCGAUUGACGUCGGCAUGCUGUGCCGCACCUUUGCAUCGACCUCGCUCCGCACCGCUGACAACAAGGCGUCGGCAUCCAAAACUGGCAGUGCAUCUGCAGCAUCGACAUACACUGCCAUUCUGGACUCGCUGCAGGACACGUUGGACAAAUCCACGCGCGCUGGGUCGGGAUCUCGCCUCUCUCGCCCAUCCGACGGUCGACGCGGCUACGUCGAGGACCUCGAAGCCGACUGGGCAGCACGAGCGGUGUACGGCGAGCCGAGCUGGCCAGCGACGCCGUUCAGCGGACGAAGCAUCCGUGUGACCCCGCAGGCGGAUCCGGCCCGUGCAUAUGGCCAGCUCUCGGUGCUGUUGAGGAGGAACAACGUUCGACAGGAGCUGCGGCUGCAGCAGAGGUACGAGAAGCCGAAUGAGGAGAGGAGGAGAAAGAAGAGCGAGAGGCACAGGAGGAGGUUCGCAGAUAUGGUGCGCAAGAAGGUGCAGCUGGUUAUGGCGAUCAAGGCUCGCGGGGCUUAA
This is a messenger RNA of Sporisorium graminicola, 591 nucleotides long. RefSeq lists its product as uncharacterized. The record is from RefSeq and is a predicted model, not a curated record. Lineage: Eukaryota; Fungi; Basidiomycota; Ustilaginomycetes; Ustilaginales; Ustilaginaceae. Gene Ontology annotation, biological process: translation. Gene Ontology annotation, molecular function: structural constituent of ribosome. The transcript has a single exon. Gene Ontology annotation, cellular component: ribosome. Bases 1 to 591 code for a protein of 196 amino acids.